Apiotrichum porosum is the source of this 2085-nucleotide messenger RNA. RefSeq names its product Class II abasic (AP) endonuclease (gene APN2). Gene Ontology annotation, molecular function: DNA-(apurinic or apyrimidinic site) endonuclease activity; endonuclease activity; double-stranded DNA 3'-5' DNA exonuclease activity. The transcript has 8 exons. NCBI's taxonomy places the organism in Eukaryota, Fungi, Basidiomycota, Tremellomycetes, Trichosporonales, Trichosporonaceae. The record is from RefSeq and is a predicted model, not a curated record. Gene Ontology annotation, biological process: base-excision repair. The coding region runs from base 1 to 2085 and encodes 694 amino acids. Gene Ontology annotation, cellular component: nucleus.
AUGCGUAUCCUAACAUGGAACGUCAAUGUGCUCCGCACCGUCCUCGAUUACCAUCCAUGGUCGAGUAUGAAGAACAAGAGCGUCGAGGGACUUUUGGAGGAGCUUGGUGCAGAUGUUUGUUGUUUUCAAGAGCAUAAAACGCGUCGACCCCAGGUGGACAAGGCCAUGGCAUGUCCCGGUCCUUACGACGCGUUCUGGACGUGGCCACGCAGCAAAACCGGUUACUCGGGUGUGUGUACCUAUGUUGACUCGCGCGUGUGCGUUCCUCUACGUGCUGAGGAAGGUAUCACUGGCCUCCUGCUUGAGGACAAGGGUGGAGCGAUGAAGCCUCCUUGGACCGAGGAAGAGAAGAUUGGUUGCUACCCCGACAUAUACACCAUGGACCUCAUGGACGAGGAAGACGGUACAGCGGUUGAUCCCCGCAGGCUGGACAUGGAGGGGCGCGCUGUGGUGUGCGACUUUGGCAUGUUCGUCCUCUUCAACCUCUACUGCCCAAACGAGACCAACGAGACGAGGCGCCCGUACAAGAUGAACUUUUUACACGUCCUGGAGGCCCGUGUCGCCAAGCUCAUGGCCGCCGGUCGUGAGGUUAUCGUUGCCGGCGACAUGAACGUCAUGAGCGCACCUAUCGACUCCCGAGAAGGCGGAAUACAGUCCACCGCAGAACAGCACUAUGCCCACCCUGCUCGCCGAUGGUUCCACGAGUGGCUGGCCCCCAAUGGUCCCAUGAUCGAUGUUGUGCGCGAGAGCUUCCCCGACCGAGAGGAUAUGUUCACGUGUUGGAAUACGAAGAUCGAUGCCAGACCCUCCAACUAUGGCUCGCGCAUCGACUAUAUUCUCUGCAGUCCUGGUCUCCGCCAGUGGAUUAAAGGUGGUGACAUCCAAGCCAACCUGUUCGGCUCGGACCACUGCCCUGUCUACAUUGACCUCCACGACAGCAUUGAAACAGAGAAGGGUACUGUUUUCAUCCGUGACCUGCUCAACCCCGCCGUCCGUCCACCCAGUACCGCGCCAGUGUACCCAACAGACGUCCCGCGCACUGCUCCUGAACCACCCCGCUUUGCCACCAAGUUCCUGGAAGAGUUUAGCGCCAAGCAGAGAACCCUCAAGAGCCUCUGGGCCAAGGCUCCAGCUUCGUCUGCGCCAAGUCCUUCGCCCGCGCCGUCUGAAGACAAGGACAAGGACGAGUCGCAGUCAACGCAGGGUGUGUCACAGGCCACCUCGGGACCUAGCACAACGAGUGGCUCUGACCGGCCACUUGGUAUUGCUCGCGCAGCGUUCAAUUCGUUGGAUGCACCUUCGCUGCCAUCUCGCUCCGCGACCACUGUCGAGACACCCGCUUCGGCUCCGUCCACUGUAAUCUCGCCAGCCACUUCUGCUGCUGCUGCUGCUGGACCAUCCAAGCGUCCUAUAACUGUCGAUUUGACUGGCGACGAUGAUGACGAGCCCAGAUCGAAGAAGAAGACCGUUGAGCGGACCAGGUCGGCCCCCGCCGCGGACAAGGGGGGCAAGAGCAAAUCCUCCAAGGCCGACACCAAGAAGACUGGUGGCCAGGCGAAACUUGCGGCUUUCUGGUCCACUCCAGCCAAAGUCGUCAAGGGCCCAUCACUUCCCAAGAGGAAGACGCCAUCACCCGAACCCAUGCCCGAUCCCGGCCCAUCUCAGUUCGCUGAUGUGGACAACCCUCAACCGGACGUCCACCAGGACGCGUUAUUAGCUCAAGCCCUGGCCGACGAGGAAUCUGAACGUGCCCGCUCACGCAAGGCGAAGAAUGAUGAGGCGGCACCCGUGUGGUCGACUCUGUUCGCCAAGAAGCUCCCGCCACUUUGUGCUGUGCACCAGCAGCCCUGCAAGGAUUUCAGUAAGGGCUCAGUAUCUUCAAACGCUAACAGCCUUCAGUUGUCAAGAUUCCCGGACCCAACAAGGGGAAGCGGUUCUGGCUCUGCUCACUUUGGACCAGGCUAUGACACGGGCCGCUCGUCGCGACCUCGGCAGGAAGUCAACCACGACUACCGCUGUGACUUUUUCUUGUGGGACUCUGCCAACUCGCGCAAGGAGCCGCCCAAGGUUGUGAAGAGCAGCUAG